AUGCGCGCACUAGCUAUUCUUCGACUGCUGCCCAAGAGGCUGGAGCAACGUUUGAACGCGCUCGACCUUGUUCACCCUAGAAAUGCUGGUAAGAGAAACGGGACGAUCCAAAGGCUGCCCCGUUUAGGUAUCGGUUUAUUGGUUUAUUCCAAACGCCUUCGCCCAGUAGUGGAACCUUUAGGAGCUGGUACUCCUAUUGCGUUGAAACUAUGGCUGGGGAGAACCCUACGGAUUAUACCCCUACUAUUGCCCGUUGGUAAGGACUUCGAAACUACCGGUUUACCGCGCAUUCAAAUCCUUUUACUCCAUUGCACAGAAUCGGCUUCGCCUUGCACUCCGCAUCCCCUCCAAAGGACCUCCCCAACCACUCCAUUAGCGCAGAUCAGGCAACUAACUCAAAGAAAACAACACCGGCGCUUUAGCACAGAUCAGGCAGCUAAACUACUCCCUUAA
Molecule: messenger RNA, 453 nt
Organism: Striga asiatica
Lineage: Eukaryota; Viridiplantae; Streptophyta; Magnoliopsida; Lamiales; Orobanchaceae
Source: the annotation of a GenBank genome assembly